Talaromyces amestolkiae is the source of this 1422-nucleotide messenger RNA. RefSeq lists its product as uncharacterized. NCBI's taxonomy places the organism in Eukaryota, Fungi, Ascomycota, Eurotiomycetes, Eurotiales, Trichocomaceae. The transcript is spliced from 3 exons. The record is from RefSeq and is a predicted model, not a curated record. Bases 1 to 1422 code for a protein of 473 amino acids.
AUGUUGCUCCUAGUCUCGACUACCGUUGAGUUUCUCUCGGGCCUCUUUUCAUGGUCGAAUGCAGACGAAGGAACGCCGGCAGACGGGCAGGGACUAAUGGUCGAUGCGCGACUUCCAGAGCUCUGGUUUGAAGAUAUUCCUCACUGCACUCUUCGAUGUCUGUAUGGACCAGCUCUUGCUUGUGGCUGCGCCUACUCGGACUUUGACUGCUUCUGCAGAGCUUUCAGUGAGAUCGCAGGUAAUGCUGAAAUCAAGAAUUGCAUUACAGCAUGUCCUCAUAAUGAAGAUGGCCGUUGGGGACCGGACCGUAUCCUCGACUUCUGUCAGCUAGUGACCGGCGACGAUAUCCAGCUGCCCAACUACAUGAACCAGUAUGCUGGCGUACAUCGACGACAGGCGAUCCCCGUUACAGAAUCUCAGAAGGGCGGUACCUAUUACCCUUCAUUUCCCUUCAUUUCGACGAUUUCGACGAUUUCGACGUCAGCACAGCCAUUAGCAGCAGCGACGGGCUCAGUCAUCACGUCAGCAACCAGCUUCAUUACUACGUUAGAGCCAACAACAACAAUAUCGACCGGAGUAGCCAUCACAUCAGCAACGACAACAUCUUCCAGUUCAGCAUCGUCGUCUGCCCCUCCUCCAACAGGAGGUCUUUCAACAGGCGCAAAAACUGGAAUCGGAGUGGCAGUGCCACUCGUCGUCAUUUCGAUAUUGCUCGGAAUAUUCUGGUUUCGACGCAAACAAGCACGGGACAAGAAAGUUCAUCAGGGGACUGGUAGUGAUGAUAUUCCUGACAUGAGUAAGCAAUUUUGGCCCAGGAAUCUCUCUUCGACAGCCUCUAGGCCACUGCCCGCCGAAGCAGAUAGCAAUCCUAUUCAUGAACCUGACAGUAAUGCUAUCCACGAAUUCGACGGUAAUCCCGUGUCCUCGUCACGGCACUUACGCAGCAGUGAUACCCCUUCGCCCAUUGUCUACGAGUUGAAUGCGCAGCCCUCGGUCAGGGCUCCUCCACCUGCGGUUCUAGCUUCAAAUAAAUGGGGCGAAUCAAUACACGACGCGGCUUUUACCGAAGAUCUGUCUACUAAUGAAACCCUAUCUAAGGCCUCGCUGAGCUCUCCCGUUUUCGUGAAUGACCCCAAACCAGCGACAUCUCGAGAAGUAGACGCCGCCAUGCCAGGCAAAACUACCUCUGCUCCAGCACAUUUGCACCAUCAAUCCUCAGACAACAAUCAAGAACAAACCCAAUUAUCGCCUGCAAAGCCAGAGAAAAACAUAGAUACGGAUCUCCUCGACCUUGAGGCGGAGAUAGUACGUGUCAGAGAACAGAGAGAAAGAUUACAGCACUUGCAGAUGCUAGAAGACAGAGAAGAACAGCUUCGGAAAGAGAUUCAGGCUCGGAAGUCUGGUUUAUCAAAGAGUGGAUAG